AUGAGGUCUACUCCAACGCUUCCCGUCCGGAUAUUGACCCAUAACAUCCGUUAUGCAACCAACUCUCCAUUCAAGGGGGAGGUCCCCUGGGCCGAACGAAGACAAAAUCUUUUGAAUGAACUAAAGUACCACUCCCGCCAUUGUGACGAGACUUUUAUAUGCCUUCAAGAAGUUCUUCAUGGCCAACUUGAAUACAUAAGUGCCGGAUUGAACACAAUCAAAGCUUCUUUGUCUCAAGAGUGGGCAUACAUCGGAGUUGGUCGAGAUGAUGGCCAUCAAGCGGGUGAAUACUCGCCAAUAUUCUAUAAACCGUCAGUGUGGAACUUACAGCACUGGGAGACGGUAUGGCUUUCUGAAACUCCCUCGGAGCCUUCUAAAAGUUGGGACGCAGCCUCCGUCCGCAUCGUCACCAUUGGCCUCUUCACCCACCGCGAGACAGGCAAUACUGUCCUAGCCCUGAAUACGCAUCUCGAUGAUCAAGGAUCGCAUUCACGACUUGAGGCUGCGCACAUCAUACUAUCCAAGAUUCGGGAUUACCAGCAAGGUUCGUUUGGGAGUCUGAUUUCGGGCACGUUCCUAUCUGGAGAUUUGAAUAGUCAAGAGAAGCAAGAAGCAUACUUGGAGUUAACAUGUAAGGGAGGAUUGGGUGAUACCUACAAGAUGGCUUCUGACGCGUGUCGGUAUGGUAACCACAACACCUUCACUGGGUUUGGAUACGGCAAGGAGCCCCCAAAGCGUAUUGACUUUAUUCUGUUGGCACCUGAGGGAAAUCAGCCCUGGCGAGUUGACGGAUAUUCUGUGAUACCAAACAGAUUUGAUGACGAGGUUUAUAACUCAGAUCAUUGCGCGGUGGUUGCCGAUCUCACGCUGGUUGGUUAG
Messenger RNA from Penicillium odoratum, 879 nucleotides. Its product is annotated as endonuclease/exonuclease/phosphatase family protein. The transcript has a single exon. The record is from RefSeq and is a predicted model, not a curated record. The coding region runs from base 1 to 879 and encodes 292 amino acids. NCBI's taxonomy places the organism in Eukaryota, Fungi, Ascomycota, Eurotiomycetes, Eurotiales, Aspergillaceae. Gene Ontology annotation, molecular function: 3'-5'-RNA exonuclease activity.